Messenger RNA from Leucoraja erinaceus (little skate), 1836 nucleotides. It is a transcript of the gene slc71a1-2, whose product is annotated as major facilitator superfamily domain containing 14A2. Bases 186 to 1664 code for a protein of 492 amino acids. The transcript has 12 exons. Gene Ontology annotation, molecular function: transmembrane transporter activity. Gene Ontology annotation, biological process: transmembrane transport. The record is from RefSeq and is a predicted model, not a curated record. Gene Ontology annotation, cellular component: membrane. NCBI's taxonomy places the organism in Eukaryota, Metazoa, Chordata, Chondrichthyes, Rajiformes, Rajidae.
CGGUGAUUGGACAGCCAGCGAAGUUCGGUGGAGACGACAGGCGGACGGGCGAACGAACGAACGAGCGACGGCGGCCGUCGUCGUCUUGCGGAAAAUGGCGGCUGGGAACCGGGGCAGCUGUCGGUUGCGGCCGUUUCUAUGGCGAUGAGGCGGGUCGAGCCGCCUCGGCGCCCAGUGAGCUAAAAAUGACACAGGGAAAGAAAAAGAAGCGGCUGAACCGCAGCGUCCUGCUGGCCAAGAAAAUCAUCAUCAAGGACGGGGGCACGCCGCAAGGGAUAGGCGAGCCUAGUGUCUACCAUGCGGUGAUUGUAAUCUUUUUGGAGUUCUUUGCGUGGGGAUUGUUGACAACUCCUAUGUUAACUGUUUUGCAUCAGACAUUUCCUCAGCAUACAUUUCUAAUGAAUGGACUUAUUCAUGGGGUGAAGGGAAUAUUAUCAUUUCUCAGCGCUCCUCUCAUUGGAGCAUUGUCGGAUGUUUGGGGCCGGAAAUCCUUUCUUCUCUUAACUGUGUUCUUCACCUGUGCCCCAAUUCCUCUCAUGCGAAUAAGCCCCUGGUGGUACUUUGCAGUGAUAUCCAUGUCUGGAGUAUUUGCAGUCACGUUUUCAGUGAUAUUUGCCUACGUAGCCGAUAUAACUCAGGAGCAUGAGAGGAGCACAGCAUAUGGACUUGUAUCUGCAACAUUUGCAGCUAGUCUUGUGACCAGCCCAGCUAUUGGAGCUUACCUGUCCAGGGCAUAUGGCGAUAACUUGGUGAUAGUUCUUGCCACUGCCAUUGCCCUGCUGGACAUCUGCUUCAUUCUCGUGGCUGUGCCAGAAUCGUUACCAGAGAAGAUGAGACCUGCUUCUUGGGGUGCGCCAAUUUCAUGGGAACAAGCAGACCCUUUUGCAUCUCUGAAGAAAGUGGGUCAGGAUUCAACAGUUUUGUUGAUCUGUAUUACUGUAUUUCUAUCGUAUCUGCCUGAAGCAGGCCAGUAUUCCAGUUUCUUUCUUUAUCUCAGACAGGUAAUAGGAUUUUCUUCCGAAACUGUAGCUGCUUUUAUUGCAGUUGUGGGAAUCCUUUCCAUUUUAGCUCAAACUGUGGUGCUUGGCGUCCUGAUGAGGUCAAUUGGUCAUAAGAACACUAUUCUCCUGGGACUUGGCUUCCAAAUUCUUCAGCUGGCUUGGUAUGGUUUUGGGUCCCAGCCCUGGAUGAUGUGGGCAGCAGGAGCCGUGGCUGCCAUGUCCAGCAUCACCUUCCCAGCUGUCAGUGCCCUUGUUUCUCGGAACGCUGACCCAGAUCAGCAAGGAGUUGUACAAGGAAUGAUUACGGGGAUCCGUGGGCUCUGCAAUGGUCUUGGUCCAGCACUGUACGGAUUUGUAUUCUACCUUUUCCACGUGGAACUGAAUGAAAUGGGAGAUGUUGAUAAUCCUGGUAAAGUUCCAAAAGGAAACAUGCAGAAUCCCACUGAUGAGAGCACCAUAAUCCCAGGACCUCCUUUUCUCUUUGGAGCAUGUUCAGUAUUGCUUUCUCUGCUGGUUGCCUUGUUCAUCCCCGAACAUAGUGGCCCCCCUCUGCGUUCUGGCAGCUGGAAGAAACACAGCAAUGGGUCCCAGGGUCACCCCCACAGCCCACAGAGCACAAGCCCCGAUGGAAAAGAGCCUUUAUUACAAGACAGUUGUGUAUAAUGGCAAAGAGCUGGCCAGCUAGCACAGCUCAAGAUGGACGGGACGUGGAGAUCAGAUGUGGCUGCCCACCCAAGGUUUUCCUUUCGGACAUCCUAAUACUUCCUGCGAGUUUUUCCAAUUGAAAGUUCUGUCUUUUAAUUCAAUGUUUCUUUAAAAAAAAACAAAAAAACAA